CUUGGUUGGCCCCGAGGCCGAAAAGCUCUCGGCCAAUCUGCACGCCGACACGCGGCGCCAUGGUAACACGAGACCUCCGCAUACUUAUUCCACCUUGAUCGAGCCCGCGGCUGUUGCCGUGGCAACGCUCAUUUCCAGCUCGCUCUGCGUCGGUGCGUGCGUGCGUGCGUGUCGCCGUGGCGCAUCUGGCCUGCGACUCCGUGGACUCCUCGCGUCACCCGGAUGCCAGCUGAGAGCAGCGACUCCGUUUUGCGAGCGCACCCGAAUGCACCGUCUCCUCCCUUCGGCCCCUCGGACCGAUCGUGUGUCGUUCACCCUGUCAUCCAUUAAUGUACCCAUUCAUCCAUUCAUUUGUCCUUCUAUCGAUUCAUCCAUCGAAUCGUUCAUUUAUUCCAAGUAUCCAUCCAUCCAUCCAUUGUCUGUCGCGCUUCUCCUCACGCGGGUCGCGGGCGUGCCGGAGCCUAUCCCAGCCGUCAUCGGGCAGGAGGCGGGGUCCGCCCUGAACUGGUCGCCAGCCAAUCGCAGGGCAUUAUUCCAAGUAUUUUUCAUGAAUCCAUUCAGCCGUCCCCUAAUUUGUUCAUCCGUCUAUCUACCAUCCAUUCAUUUCGAAAUGAUUCGUGCAUCCAUUUAUUGCUGCACCAAUUUCGAUCCGUCCAUCCAUCUCUUCCUCUUCCUCUUCCUCCAUCCUUACUCUCAUCCUUUCAUCAUUCGUCAACGAGUCCGUUCAUCGAACGUUCGAGGUUACAGUUCGCUCUCAGCUCGAGCGCCGUUCGGCACGUUUCCACGGCAACACGGGCCGCAGUCACACGGUGUCACGUGACAUCUGUUUUUCCUCUCUUGUUGUUGACUUUGACUUGUUUCCUUCCUGAAAAGGAAGGAAAACUUUUCUGCGAGCCAUGUGAUAAAGCGACUCGGAACGUACCAUGAUGACAAACCCGUGUUGUGGUGGUGGUGGUGGUGGUGGUGGUUGUGUCUUAUCAGACGUGCGUGUGCGUGCAGGCUGUCUGUUGGUGUGGUCUGAUCAGUGUGUCGUUGUGUGUCCCCUCUUCCUCCUGCGGCCAGUCACGCCGGAGGCGGUGGGCUUCCUGUCGGCGGUGGGCGUCUCCAUCGCGGCGCUGGCGCUCGUCUUCCUCUUCGUCAACAAGAUGCUCUGCUUCUCCAAAGUGGGCGGAGCUCCGUGUCUGGAGCGGCGGCGGCGGCGGCGGUCUCCGGGGGUCCGCCGAGGCCUCGUCGACAGCUCGGGCGUGGACGUCAGCGGUGACCAAUCGUCCUCGGACAACGACAACCAGUUGAUGAAACACUUUGAGAUUUCCGUGUCACGCUCGAAAGGUCGCCGGCCCGCGGCGGCGAGCGGCUGGCCCGAUCACUUUGCCGGCGCGGAUCGAGCGGACGACGGCGCGGAAGACGUUUUCCCGCCAGCCGUCACAGAGGCCACCGGUCAACGUAACCGUCUGGAUGAGACACGGGGGGCGCCGGAGGGACCCCCGCCACGGCAACCACGUUCAUUGGCCGCCGUGGAAGAGAGUCCCGCCCCCUCCGCCGCGAAACCGCCAAUCACGGACCACAACUCGGAGGACCUGGAGGCGGGGUGCGGCCAAACUGCUGACGGUUCCGCCGCAUGGAAACCUCAGGAGCCCCGAAGCCCGAAUGACGUCACCCCCUCGCCCGCCGGCUCCUCCCCCCGGCGACCUCUCUCCAAGUGCUGCGACCUGCUGGUCUCGCUGGAGUACCGAGUGGCGGCCGAGAAGCUGCUGGUCACUGUGGCGUCGGCGCGAGAUCUUCCGGACCGGCGGCGUAGCGGGAUGGACGCCUGGCAGGUCCACGUGGUCCUCCUGCCCAGCAAGAAGCAACGGCACAAGACGUCGCUCAGGCGGCCGGCCGGCGCAGAGGGUCCGGCCGCGCUCGGCUUCGGCCAGACCUUCGCCUUGACGCGCGUGGAGGCCUCCCGCCUCCCGGCGGCGGCGCUCAGGUUCCGUAUGUACGCCCUGGAGGGCAGGAUGUCGCGGCGGCGGAUGAUGGGCGAGAAGGUUCUGCCUCUGGCCGGUGUGGACCGGGCCGGCGGAACCGCAGACAUCCGUCUGGUCCUGGAGCCUCGCCACAACACCAAGAGCGUGGACUCGGAGCUGAGCCUGGCCGGCGACAGCGCGUCAUCAACGCAGUCGCUGACUCACGGCGGCGCUCCUGAGCUCCUGAUGGGCCUCUCCUACAGCGCCACCACCGGGAGGAUGUCGGUGGAGGUCAUCAAGGGGAGCCACUUUAGGAACAUGGCUGCCGACAGACCUCCCGACACGUUCGCCCGACUGACACUGCUGAACUCGGUGGGCCAGGAGAUCUCGCGCUGCGAGACGUCGGUCCGGCGCGCGCAGCCCAACCCGGUGUACAAGGAGACCUUCGCCUUCCAGGUGCCGCUCUUCCAGCUUUCCGACGUCACGCUCAUGGCGUCCGUGUACGGCCGCCGCAGCCUCAAGCGAAAGGAGAUGAUCGGCUGGGCCGCCCUGGGCCAGAACAGCAGCGGCGAGGAGGAGCGCCUCCACUGGCGGGACACGAAGGAUGCGCGCGGCGCGCAAGUGUGCAGGUGGCACGUCCUCCUCGACGCCUGACCCGCACGCACGCGCGCUUUUGCGACUUGACUCCUCGGCGGACCAUUUAGGACACGUGCAAAAGAAAAAACAAUGCAACAAAGGCAUAUGUUUUCAAAACAAAAAGUUGCACAUUUUCCACACAUGAAUUCGAGUUGUACAUCCAUUUUUCCCAUCUUACAGCAAUACAGUUGUAUAUUAUUGAGAAAAAAGUAGUCCGCUUUCAGUUUAAAGUUGUAAUUGUGUCACAACAAAGUAAUAUUUUCAGAUUAAAGUCGUCCUCUUGAAGAAAAAGUGGUCGGUUUUUGAGAAUUUGUAGAUUAGAACGAAAAAAGAUGAAACUUUUUUCUGAUGCAAUUACAAGGGGGGGGAAAAAAUCUCCUUUUUAACAAGAGAAAAUGUACAAGUUUAUUUACGUACUGUUAAAGCUUUUUGAGUAAAAUAGCACCUUGUAUCUACAAAACGAUACGAUUCAGCUAAAAAACUUUUUCUCAGUUACAUACGAUUUCAUACUCCAACAUUUACGACUUUUAUGUAGAAAAAUAAAAAUGCAAGCUUUUACUUUGGAAAUAUACAAAUUUGUAUCGAAAAGAAAUGCAACUCUUGAAAUUGGACACAUUCUCAUAAUAUGAGGACUUACAAAUAUGUAGUGACGCUUGUAAUGUCAUGAGUUUUCCUCAUUGUAUCGUUUUAGUCCGGAAAAUCCACAAUUGUAUCCUGGUAAGGUUUGACUCACGUCGCGUAAUUCUUUUCUUUUGAGUACUCGUUCAAAUCAAAACCCUUUUUCUGCUCAGGAACCAAAACUUUGGACUCCAUAUUGAAUGAACUAUAACGAACCAACUGUUUGGUGACUGCUCUGUUGAUAUUAUUCGUCCUUUUUUUACUCAACAUUUGAAGUGUGAUGUGAAGACGAGCUUUCUUAUAUUUGAUACGAAUGUCACGUGACAUUGUCGACAAGAUGUGCGAAGCAAAAAGGACAAUAAAAAA
Phycodurus eques (leafy seadragon) is the source of this 3566-nucleotide messenger RNA. It is a transcript of the gene syt16, whose product is annotated as synaptotagmin XVI. The transcript is spliced from 6 exons. The coding region runs from base 924 to 2600 and encodes 558 amino acids. NCBI's taxonomy places the organism in Eukaryota, Metazoa, Chordata, Actinopteri, Syngnathiformes, Syngnathidae. The record is from RefSeq and is a predicted model, not a curated record.